Messenger RNA from Diabrotica balteata, 1409 nucleotides. The record is from the annotation of a GenBank genome assembly. Lineage: Eukaryota; Metazoa; Arthropoda; Insecta; Coleoptera; Chrysomelidae.
AUAACCUUGCUUCAAAACGUUGGAGUUUUAUUACUGGUUUUAUAUUGUUGGUUUAUUUCGGAAAUAUAAGUUAAAAAAUAAGUGUUAAUCAUGUCGUUCUCGUUCGGAUCCACCCCAGUACCAACUCAAAAAACCGUUGCCUCUGGUUUUACUUUGCCAUCAAAUCCAAUAGUAUCUUCAACUACUGGAAUUCAAAACACAUUUGGUUCAGGAGAUAAUAAAGACCAAAGUAAACCUUCAUUAUUUGCAACUCCCUCAAGUCAGCCUGUUUCAUUUGGGUUAACUACAAAAGCCACUACAGCCCCAACAACCCUCUCCUUUGGUUUUGCUACUCCUUCGACUUUGCAGUUUGGAUCAUCAACUACAAGUACACCUGCAACAACUCCUCAAUUUGGGUUAUCGCUUCCAAAAGCUAGUGCUCCAGCCACUACUACGUUUUCACUUCUAGGAUCUGCCCCAGCCACUACUGCAGCAGCACCUACAGGUAUAUCAUUUGGUACUGCCACUACUACAGCAACAACUUCAGUUACAGGUUUAUCAUUUGGAACUUCAAUUGGGACUGCUACAACUGCAGCAACAACUUCAGCUUCAGGUUUAUCUUUUGGUCUUACAACCGCUUCUUCUACAAGUUCUGCCGCACCUACACUUUUGUCGUCAACUACAACUUCGACAACAUCAUCAGUGUCUGCAUCUGGUGCUUUGAGUAGUACAACAUCAGCACCGACCUUUGCCACCUCAUCGUUGUCUUCAACAGGCACCUUAACAUUCUCUCAACUCGAAGAUUCGAUCAACAAAUGGACCAUGGAUCUAGAAGAACAAGGAAAAUUCUUCAUCAACCAGGCUAAGCAAUUAAAUGCAUGGGAUACUUUACUUAUAUCUAAUGGAGAGAAAAUUUUAACGCUUAACAGCAGUAUCGAAAAAGUUAAACAACAACAGCAACAGUUAGACCAAGAAUUAGACUUCGUGCUGGCACAGCAAAAGGAAUUGGAGGAACUGAUUGUACCGAUAGAAAAAGAAUUGCUGGGGAUACCUGUUACGGAUAUUGACAGAAAUCAAAUGUACCAAUUUUCGGAAAUAGUCGAUUCACAAUUAAAGCAGAUGUCUGAUGAUUUGAAAGAGGUUAUUGAACACAUAAACGAAGCCAACAAAGAGGAAGAAGCGACAAAUCCACUAAGCCAAAUCAGUCGCAUAUUAAAUGCGCAUAUGAAUUCUUUACAAUGGAUCGAUAGGAGUACAGCGCAGAUUAGCUCUCAUCUAGAACAAAUUGGAAAAAUGCAAGACUCAAACAGGAGAAAUCAUUCUUUUAAUAAUUCCAUGAACUUUUAACGUUUUUAUUUUGUGUUUCUUAAUAAACGAUUAUUUGACUAUUUUUAUGUAUAAAAUAUUGCCUUAAUAAAAUUAAAAUCAAA